Messenger RNA from Scomber scombrus (Atlantic mackerel), 1688 nucleotides. It is a transcript of the gene emb, whose product is annotated as embigin. NCBI's taxonomy places the organism in Eukaryota, Metazoa, Chordata, Actinopteri, Scombriformes, Scombridae. Gene Ontology annotation, molecular function: cell adhesion molecule binding. The coding region runs from base 45 to 983 and encodes 312 amino acids. The transcript has 9 exons. The record is from RefSeq and is a predicted model, not a curated record. Gene Ontology annotation, cellular component: cell-cell junction. Gene Ontology annotation, biological process: cell-cell adhesion.
AGAAAAACCUGCUGCAGCAGAGAGAGGACAGGCGGAUAAUAAUCAUGUCAGCCUCCUGGAAGCAGCUCCUCUUUCAGCUCCUCCUGCUUGUCGUCUCCUGCAGACACGUCAAUACAAAGACAGCUGGUCCAACGCCAACGUCGCUGCCACAGGAUCCCGUCAGUCCUCUCCCAGCAGCUGUGAGGAGUGUCGUCCUGAAAGGUAAAAGUGAGACUGAGAAGGUUGUCGUGGUGAAUCCUGUCAGUCUGACGCUGGAGUGUACCUGGACCGGAAAUCACAACAAACUGCCGAACAUAACCGGUUACUGGAGGAAAGAUGGGAAUGAGAUCGAGAACAGCCGCCUCACAGUGCAGCUGGAGAACAAGCAGUAUAAUCUCAUGAGAGAGUUCAGCAUUGCAAAUGAAGAAGACCUCGGAAACUACUCAUGCUUAUUUGGAAGUGAAGCAAAAAUAGAUUUUAUCUUGGCAGCUCCACAGAUGGGUGAGGUGCGAGAUAAACCGAUAGUCAGCUAUGUGGGCGAUUCUGUGGUGAUACUGUGUAAAAUGGAGGAAAGCAAACCACAGCCCAGCACCUGGCACUGGUUUAAAGCCAAUGGUACAGACAAGGAGCAGAUUGACGUCGCUGCAGAGCCUCUCCGGUAUGAAAUCAAGAACGACAAUGGGAAAACCAGGCUGGUGGUGCACAACGUGACGGAGGCCGACUCUGGCUUGUAUUACUGCGGUGCUGUGUACGCCAUCACUACCACGCUGAGCCACGUGGAGCUGAAGGUCAUCACCUUUUACGAGCCCCUGAAGCCCUUCUUAUCCAUCCUGGUCGAGGUGAUCAUCCUGGUCGCCGUCAUCCUGCUCUACGAGAAGAGUCAGUCAAAGAAGAACGAACCUGCGGCAGGAAACGUGACGAACGCCGACAGCACCAACACGCUGACUCAGGGAGAAAAUAGCGGACAGGAGGGAAGUUCAUCAAUGAGACAGCGCAAAGUCUGAAGACUGUGACACACUCUGCUUUUAUUCAAAUGUGAAUGAUUGAGCUUUAAAGCAAUAUUUCAUUUAUUUGAUCAAUAAUAAUGAAGUGCAAUAAUCACAACUGAUUCUAUUUUGUUGUUGUUGUUGUUAGUUGCAUAUCAGGUUUCCUCUUUACGUACCAGCUCUGGAAGAUUUUCUUGCUUCCUUUUUUUCAAUGGAAGAUUUUAUCAUUUUCUCAUCAACAAUGGUGUCAUGACAGCUUUGAACCCUGAACACCUUCAUUUCCUGUCGUCUAACUGUGAAAAUGUGGUUGGCUUCACACAUCACAAUGCCUCAUAUCUUAUUUAUCAAAAAGGAAGUACGCAGUCUUCCUUUUAAGGUAUCGACUUAAAACCUCAACUAAUCUGUCCUGCUGUUGCAUUUUCGCUUUGUGGCAGUGCCUUACACUCUCAAAAGAAAAAAAAAGCAAUUACCAGCUAUUCACACUGUGCUUGCAAUAACUUUUUGUCACUUAUUAGAGUUUGUCCUAGAAGAACUGUGCCUGAUAUAAUGAUGUCUAAAUACUGUCAAUAAAGAUAUAUCAUCACAUAUGCAGAUGUUUCUGUAUCUUUUUUUAUGUUAAUGAAUCAGAAGCUCAUAUUUUCCCAUAAUCAAGACUUCAACUGUAAACUUUGUGUUUUUCAUUGUCAAAAUGCACUUUAGCUCACUGUUGUACCACCGUGUGUA